AAAGAAAAGAAAAAAUAAUUAAUCUGAUCGAUAUAAAAUCGGAAAUCCGAUCACAAUAUAGGGUUUCCAAUGUCCUCCCAAUUUGCCAUCACCGACCUCAAUAAAUGAAGCUAAUCCACAAACGAUUUUGGGGCCAUGAGCUGGAAUGAUGGUUGCUCUUGUUCUCGAUCUUGAUCCAAUUUGAAUUGGGGAGUUUGUGUUUUAAGUGUGUUAAUGGAUUUGGGUAGUGAAUCUGUGGAUGAUAAUAAUGUUGUGAAACCUGAACCGGUAGUGUCCCAUGAUGAUGGGGAUAGUGUUGAGGUUAGGAACAAUGGGGCAUGUGAUAAUGGGUUUGGAAAUGGACCUGGGACUAGUGAGAAUCAUGUUGGCACUGCUCCCUCAGUAGUGGAUUUGGCUCUUUCGGCCGGGAAGUCUCCGGUUGUAGGGUCGAAUUCUGCUCCGAAAGGGCAGGGUUUGAGGAGGUGGAAGCGAAUUCCGAGGCAUGUGGGGAAUGAUGGGGGUGGGAGUUUGGUAGAUGAUUCUAGUAGGAAGAGGGGUAUGUCUGGAAAUGAGAUUCCGGUUAAGGGUAGGAAUACUCCGGUGGAGGUUGAUCAUAAUAAUAACAGUGAGGGGUCGGUUGGAUCCGUGAAUAUGAUGAGAAAUGUGGGAGUUGGUGUUGGGUUUGGAUAUGGUGGUGGUAGUUCGGAUUCUAGAUAUGUGGGCAGUCCUGUUUUUACUGCUUGUGCGGAUUCUGAGAACAGUGAGGAUCGCAGUAGCAAGUCUUCUACAGCUGCCAGUGUUCCGAAGGGAAAGUAUGACGUGCCUUUAGCAGAGACUCAACCGAGGAGUAGGGCGAAGAAUGCUAGCACAAAGGGUCGGAAUAGUUCAGCUCAAAAUGCUCAACAGGGAAGGGGACGGAGUGAGAGCAGUAAGAAGCAUAGAGGAGACAGGGUCAAAAUCAAGAAGGAGAACUCUCAUUCCAGCAUGGAAUCUGACUCGAGAAGCUCCAACUUUGUCUUUGUGCAGGCUGCGGCUAUGUCCAGUAACGGGAAGCAAAGUAGACGGUCAAUGAGUCAGGAGGGAGAAAAUAGUGAUGAAGCUCAUGCAAGUGACCAACAAUUCAGUGAAGAAGUUCAAACUGGUUUUCGGAGAGAGAAUGCGGCAGAAGUUGAAGAUUUUUCACAAGAUCUAGAUGCCGACUUGUCUUGGCUAGGCAAGCUAGACAAGAAAAAGAAGCAUGGGUCCUUUGCUGAUAUGGAUGCUCUAGCUGAGUCUAUGUUCAACUUUGAAACUGUACAAGACGCACUCCAGAAAGAGGUUCAGAAAUUUAGGGAGAUUGGGAGAGAACCUAUAUCAAGAACUGAUCAUCCAGUGAAGUCUGUUGACCCUUCUUCAAGUGAUCCGGAAAAAUUUGAAUCCAACUUAUCUGAUCAAGUGGGUUCUGAAAAGAUUGGACGAGCUUUUUCUGAUUCCUUGGAAGCACAGAUAUCAAGUUUGAAACAUCAUGUGAAACUUAUGGAAGGCAAACUGGAUGAGACUAGGGCUAGGCUUGUUGUGAAGGAGUCCAGGGUUGCUGAACUGGAAGAUAUUGUUAACGUUAGCAAGUCUUUUAAAGAAGAAUCAGGUAGUAACAUAGAGUUACAGGAGGAACAAUAUAGAGAGCUAGAGAUUGAGGUUGAGGGCCUGUUUAGGCAAAAGAUUGAAGCAGAGGUGGAGUUAAUUGUAAUAAAAGCAACAACAAAGAAGGUGAAAAUCGCUGCAGGUGAUCAUAUUACCCUCAUUGAGGAGCAAGAAGCAGUGGCUGGAGAACAAUCAUGGAUACUGAACAAGCUUGGGGAACAACAAAUUAGGGCUGCAAAGCUAAAACAGCGAACAGAGGAAUUGGGAAGAGGUGUUUUAGAGACAGAAGAGGUUCUCGCCAUGCCGAUGAAAUUGUGUAAGGUUGGCUCAUGUAUUUUUGUCCAGUCGCUUUUGUUGGUCCUUGCCAUCUGGUUUUUUUUGUUUCAGUCAUCCCCUCCUCAAGGGGUGGCUGUACCCACCUGAGUCUCGUAUUGCUUUUUUUUCUGUGUAUUCUCAACCACUCUAGGCAGAUAUUAAGUUCUUUUCUGUAUUAUUAUGAGAACAUUUUUUUCCCUCAUUCUUUUCUUUUUCCUUUCCUUUCCUUUGUAACAUAUAGUAAUAAUUCUCGAUUUCUUAUGGGAAUGCUUUCAUCUGGAAAUUAUAACCUUGAUACAAAGCCAUACUGUAUUUAUCUCCCCUUCGCUGAGUUCGUUUUGUAAACUAGUUGGCUAGUUCCUUGAUCUACAUUGAGUCAUCUGUAACUUAUGUUAUAUGACAAUAGUAUUUAGCUAAAGAUGUGUUUACCCU
Molecule: messenger RNA, 2346 nt
Organism: Argentina anserina (silverweed cinquefoil)
Lineage: Eukaryota; Viridiplantae; Streptophyta; Magnoliopsida; Rosales; Rosaceae
Product: WPP domain-interacting protein 2-like
Exons: 3
Coding region: 214-2022 (602 amino acids)
Source: RefSeq, a predicted model, not a curated record